Ostreococcus tauri is the source of this 111-nucleotide messenger RNA. NCBI's taxonomy places the organism in Eukaryota, Viridiplantae, Chlorophyta, Mamiellophyceae, Mamiellales, Bathycoccaceae. The record is from the annotation of a RefSeq genome assembly.
AUGGCUGCAUCAUUAUUACCUUCAAUCUUUGUACCUCUUGUAGGAUUAGUUUUCCCGGCUGUUGCAAUGGCAUCUCUUUUUCUUUACAUCGAGAAAGAACAGGUGAGCUAA